AUGGCCUAUCAACCUGCUAUUAUGAGUGUCUCCUUGGGACGACCUUGGCUCCAUGAUUUUGAAUAUAAGAUGGACCAAGCUUCAAAAGCAGGUUUCAAAGGAGUAGAGCUUUUCUACGAAGACCUCGAUUAUUUCGCACGAGGGAUUUCCAAGAAUGACACCCCAACAUCCGAUCAACUGCUCCAAGCAGCAGAUAAGAUCCACUCAAUCUGUCAAGCCCACUCCCUCGAGAUUAUCACGCUGCAGCCGUUCCUCUUCUACGAGGGACUCAAAGACCGAGAGCAGCAUGCAAAGCUGAUUGAAAAGAUGAAACUGUGGCUGCAGCUCGCCAAACGCUUGGACACCACCACCAUCCAAAUCCCCGCCAACUUCCUCCCGGCAGAGCAACUUACGGACGACAUUGAUGUUAUAGUGGCCGAUCUGAGGCAACUGGCGGAUAUGGGCGCCGCCGAAACUCCCGUUAUUCGCUAUGCGUAUGAGAAUCUCUGCUGGAGCACGGUCAACGACACCUGGGAGAAAGUCUGGGAUGUGGUUAAGCGCGUUGACCGACCUAAUUUCGGCAUGUGUCUUGACACCUUCAACAUCGCGGGGAAGGUGUGGGCCGACCCCACCUCGCCAACCGGCAAGACGGCCAAUGCGGAUUCAGAUUUGAAGGAGUCGCUCGAGCGGAUGGUGGCCGAGGUCGAUGUUGCGAAGGUCUUUUAUCUUCAGGUUGUAGAUGCAGAGAGGUUGCAAUCACCACUGGUCCCGGGUCAUCCGUUCUACGUGGAUGGUCAGCCGGCGCGGAUGAACUGGUCGCGGAAUGCGAGAGCUUACAUGUACGAGGAGGACCGCGGAGUAUAUCUGCCUGUGGAAGAUGUUGCAAGAACUAUUACGUCGGGAUUGGGAUACAAGGGAUGGAUCUCGAUGGAGUUGUUUUCGAGAACGAUGGCUGAAGAGGGUCAACAUGUACCCGAUCAGCAUGCGCAGAGGGGUAUUGCGUCUUGGAAGAAGCUACAGCAGAGGCUUCAGCUCAAUUGA
Molecule: messenger RNA, 1020 nt
Organism: Penicillium roqueforti
Lineage: Eukaryota; Fungi; Ascomycota; Eurotiomycetes; Eurotiales; Aspergillaceae
Product: sugar phosphate isomerase/epimerase family protein
Exons: 1
Coding region: 1-1020 (339 amino acids)
Source: RefSeq, a predicted model, not a curated record